CUUUUUUUCAGCUUCCAUCGACAGCGUUACUGAAACAGCAGAAGCAAAUCUGCGUGAGCGGAUCGAAAGUGGUGAAGAUUUGCCGAUAAGUACCGUAGACCGAGUAUCUAAUACGAUACCUGCAGAGUGUGGAUAAUGGAUUAACAAAAAUUCGCAUGACAGAGAGAGGCAUCGAUUGAGCAUGACUCCAAAGAAAAGUUUUAGAGCCAUACCAAGGUUCAUUUUCACUGUCUCCGUUUUGAAGAAUUCGAGCGUCACGGGGCAACUCUCUAAUGUGGAGAAAAGCAAAGAUCCCGAUGCUAAGCUGAAACCGGCUGUAAAUGAGCAACUGCUUCGAUGUGUCAAAAAUAUCACCCACUUUUGGAUGAUACAGACAGGAAAAGAUGAAGUAACAAUUCGAUCUAUCCUGGGAAAUAUAGGAUGCUUGAUUAGCAAACAAAUUUCUGAUCUCAAUCGUAUUCGAAAGACUACUUCAAACAAAGCUCAGGCUAAAAUAAAAUCUAAACGGAUUUUGUCUUCAGAUAAUGAUUCUUCAGGAGAAGAAAAUUAUGGAGAUGAAGAUAAGGAUCUAGAAGAGAGCAGAAAAGAUGUCAAAGAAGACAGUGUGAGCGAAGAAAGCAAGAAGAACUGUAGUGAAAGCAAAGAAGAAAAUAACAAAAACUGGUCAGCGAGGAAGAAAAUAACAAAGACAGUGACAGCGGAGAAAAUAAUGAGAAGGAAAACAGUGACAGCGAAGAGGAUAGUAACAUUGAAAAAGAUGAAAAGGCGGCUAAUGAAUAUGGUGAUGUAG
Molecule: messenger RNA, 790 nt
Organism: Belonocnema kinseyi
Lineage: Eukaryota; Metazoa; Arthropoda; Insecta; Hymenoptera; Cynipidae
Exons: 3
Coding region: 182-790 (202 amino acids)
Source: RefSeq, a predicted model, not a curated record